AUGUCCCAAAACUACCGCGGCUCCGGCUCCUUCGCGACCUUUCUCAUCAUAGGCCGAAUCCUCUUCGCCUCCUUCCCCUACGACUUCCCCCUCCUCUGGUCCCCCAACCCCAUCACCCCCCUCCACAUCUCCCAGAUCGAAACCCACCUCCGCUUCAUGCACGCCGCCCCCCCUUUGAUCUCCCGCCUCCUCCACAUGAUCAUCGCCGUCGGCUUCCUCGGUUUUUUCACCAAGCUCUACCGCGCCGCCGAGUCCAACUUUUUGUUUGAUGGCGGCUCCCUGUUGCUCUAUCUCAUCGCUGCGGGGGUGUACAUCACCAACGUAGUCACGCCAAUGAAUGCGCUCGCUGAGCAGCUAGAGGGUGAGGGCGGAGAGAAGUAUGCUGUUCACAACGGACCGCUGACGGGGGAGGUGGAGCUGACGAGGGAGGAGAGCUUGAGGGUGCUGAGCGCGAGUCAUACUAUUUUGGCGUUUGUGCUGGUGGGGGUGUUGGUGCUGCAGGCGGGGCAGUGGUAUGCGGAGAAGAGGGAGAGGGAGGAUUAUGCGGCGUGGGUGGCGAGGGGGGAGCCGGUCGAGGUGAUGGAUUCGGAUGAGGAGCAGGAGAAGGAGGAGGAGAGGGGGGAGGGGAAGAAGGAUGUUUGA
Molecule: messenger RNA, 642 nt
Organism: Podospora anserina S mat+
Lineage: Eukaryota; Fungi; Ascomycota; Sordariomycetes; Sordariales; Podosporaceae
Exons: 2
Coding region: 1-642 (213 amino acids)
Biological process (GO): endoplasmic reticulum to Golgi vesicle-mediated transport
Cellular component (GO): endoplasmic reticulum membrane
Source: RefSeq, a predicted model, not a curated record